Bubalus bubalis (water buffalo) is the source of this 1457-nucleotide messenger RNA. RefSeq names its product C-C motif chemokine receptor like 2 (gene CCRL2). The record is from RefSeq and is a predicted model, not a curated record. Lineage: Eukaryota; Metazoa; Chordata; Mammalia; Artiodactyla; Bovidae. Gene Ontology annotation, cellular component: membrane; cytoplasm. Gene Ontology annotation, molecular function: chemokine receptor activity. The coding region runs from base 357 to 1403 and encodes 348 amino acids. Gene Ontology annotation, biological process: chemotaxis; immune response; inflammatory response. The transcript has 3 exons.
CAACUUCCCGGUUUCUCUUUGCAGCUUGAGAAACUACCUAGGGGUUAGUGGGAGCUUUCAAGUUGCUUUAUUUCGCUUAGUCCCCGAGACCUAUGACUGGUGGGACACAGCCACCAGGGGGAUAAACAGUGGUUUCUCUUGCCCCAAAGGGUCAGGGGCCGGCUAUUCAGAAGGAAGUUAAGUCUUUCAUCUGGCCAGACGGCUCCUACAGCAACUCGUAGGUCAGGAGGCUGUUCCCUCCCCUCCCAGGAACUCAGUCAGUGGAAGCUGUUUACAGAGGGUGAGCAAACUUUUUAAACACAUAGGAACUGUGACGGACACCAAUUUUGUGGAACUAAACCCAGGGCAGCCUAAAGAUGGCUAAUUACACGUCAGCACCAGAGGAUGACUAUGAUGUCUUCAUAAAGGAUGAUGUGAGUAAUAACAAAAUAGAACCAUGCACCCCAUACGACCCCAAGAUUCUCUCAGCCCAGCUGGUGCCUUACCUCUACACCACAGUGUUCCUGGUUGGCCUCCUGGACAAUAUCUUGGUUGUGUUUAUCCUGGUAAAAUGUAAAGGACUCAAGCAAGCAGAAAAUAUCUCUUUCCUCAAUUUGGCACUUUCGAACUUGGGUUUCUUGCUCACUCUGCCAUUCUGGGCUUACGCAGCCUCUCACGGGGAGGGCUUUGAUGACCCUCUGUGUAAAAUUCUCCUGGUGCUCUACUCCAUAGGCCUGUACAGUGAGGCAUUUUUCAAUGUCCUUCUGACUGUGCAAAGGUACAAGGAGUUUUUCCAUGUGAGAAGGCGUUUCUCAGCCUGCAGGACUGUGGCCGGCAGCAUCUUCAUAAGUGUUCUAGUGUGGGUCACAGCCACUCUGGUCACUUUGCCUGAACUUGUUUCUUACAAACCUCAGAUGGAAAGCCAGAAAUACAAGUGCUUCUUUACCGGACUUCACUUCUUACCAGCCAAUGAGACAUUCUGGAAGCAUUUUCUGACCUUAAAGAUGAACAUUUUGGGAUUUCUUUUGCCACUGUUUGCUUUUGUAUAUUGCUAUGUGCGAAUGAGGAAAACACUCCAGUUCAGGGAGAGGAACUAUGACCUUUUCAAGCUUGUUUUCACCAUAAUGGCAGUUUUCCUUCUGAUGUGGGGACCCUACAAUAUUGUACUUUUCCUGUCUGCUUUCAACAAACACUUCUCCCUGCAUGGCUGUGGGAGUAGCUACAACCUGAACAAAAGCGUUCAGAUCACGAGAAUCAUCGCCGCCACCCACUGCUGCAUCAACCCUCUCCUCUACGUGUUUCUUGACAAGGCAUUUAGGAAACACCUCUGCCAUCUUUGCUACCUGUGUUGUAACACUGCACCUCAACCCACUGAGGAACCUGCCCAAGGCACCUCAGGGGAAGAAUAUCACCUUUCUAGCUAAAUGGAAACUAGCUCCUGUCAAAGGCAGGAUAAAUAAACAUCGAUUUUUCACUCA